Molecule: messenger RNA, 799 nt
Organism: Oreochromis aureus
Lineage: Eukaryota; Metazoa; Chordata; Actinopteri; Cichliformes; Cichlidae
Exons: 3
Coding region: 7-798 (263 amino acids)
Source: RefSeq, a predicted model, not a curated record
UUAGAGAUGGAGCUUGUUGCUCAUGUGGUGACCGUGAUCAGCAUCUAUGGCUGCCUUCCUUUGACCGUACUGGUCAUCUGUUGGGUGGUCUGCUGUUUGCAGGGACGAAACGAGCGCAUUCCUGUCAUCUAUUACACAAACCUCCUCAUCUCCAAUGUAAUCAUCUUCAGCACCUCGAUAUCUUUGUCAUCAAGAAACGACGAUGGAUAUACGACCUUCACUGUUGAUCCCUAUAUUUUCUUUAUUGGUCACAUAGCUAAUCCUAACUUAAAGAUGUGCAUUGCUAUUGAAAGAUAUUAUCUCAUUGCCCGUCCACAGAUGGAAUGUAUCAGACAAGCCAAAGGUGCUGUGGGUGUCUCUGCUCUGGUCUGGACUGUUUGUAUUAUCACUGUAACUUUUGGGAACUAUAUAUUGAUGGCUAUUGUUGUCUUCUUCCCUGGCCUCAUAUUCAUCUACGUCUUAGCUGGGAUGUUCUGCAUUUUGCCUGCUGCCACCUCUGUGCCCACUGAUGAGAAACAAAGAGUUACAGGAACUUUAGUUGUGCUGCUGCUUAACUAUUUCCUGAUGAUUUUUCCCAUGAACAUUUGGGACGUUUUAGCAUUUCACAGUUUUGACAAACUUGAAUAUCCAGAUGUGAUUUUGACUUCAUAUUGGCUCAGUCCCUUUGUGGACUUGAUUCUGCUUGUUUUCAUGCGGAAAGGGUGCAUUGACAAGAUAUUGUCAUGUCUGUGCUGCUGCAUUAAGGACAACAGUGCAAUAGAUGUCAGCGGCUCAUCAACAGCGACAACAGCAGUGUGAC